AUGAACCCGAAAGCCGUUGGCUGGGAAAGUGCUUACGCUCAAGCUAGAGAUUUCGUAUCUCAACUUACACUCUUGGAGAAAAUCAAUCUCACAACUGGCGUUGGUUGGGAAAAUGGUCCAUGUGUUGGCAAUACUGGCUCCGUUCCUCGAUUGGGUUUCAAGGGUAUCUGCAAUCAGGACUCCCCACAAGGCGUCCGAUAUGCCGAUUACGUUUCUGCCUUUACCUCUGGCCAGCUGGCCGCUGCUACCUGGGACCGCGGGCUGCUGUACGCGAGAGGCGUUGCAAUGGCCGAAGAGCACAAGGGCAAGGGCGCGACAGUGCAGCUGGGCCCUGUCGCCGGACCGCUGGGAAGAGUUCCCGAAGGUGGCCGCAACUGGGAGGGCUUCGCCGCGGAUCCCAUGCUAACGGGGGUGGCAAUGGCCGAGACCAUCAAGGGUAUGCAGGAUACUGGCAUCAUUGCGUCGGCCAAACACUUCAUUGGCAAUGAGCAGGAGAGAUUCCGUCAAGUCGGUGAGGCUGCUCAGUAUGGAUACAACAUCUCUGAUACACUGUCCGCCAACAUUAAUGACCGGACCCUUCACGAAAUGUAUCUUUGGCCUUUUGCAGACGCCGUGAGGGCCGGGGUUGGAUCUAUACUCUAUUCUUACACACAAAUCAACAACUCAUACGGCUAUCAGAACAGCAAGACUCUAAACAAUAUCUUAAAGGGAGAGCUAGGGUUUCAAGGUUUUGUCGUCAGCGAUUGGGGCGGCCACCAAUCCGGAGUGUCUUCAGCUCUGGCUGGGAUGGACAUGUCUAUGCCUGGAGAUACAGCUUUUGACACUAGUUACACAUUCUUCGGCACCAAUCUCACGGUUGCCAUACUGAAUGGAACUAUGCCGAGCUGGAGACUAGACGACAUGGCGAUGAGAAUCAUGGCGGCCUAUUUCAAAAUUGGUAACACGAUCGAAGAUCAACCAGAUGUCAAUUUCAACUCGUGGACCACACAGACAAAUGGAUUCAAGUACGCGUUUGGCAAGGAAGACUGGGAACAGGUCAAUUGGCAUGUCGAUGUGCGCAGCAACCAUUCUGAGCUCAUUCGCACAGUAGCCGCAGCAGGCACGGUACUCUUGAAGAACGACGGAGCCCUGCCCCUCGAGAAACCGAAGUUUAUCGCCGUCUUUGGAAAAAACGCCGGUCCUAGCCCUAUUAGUCCCAAUGGAUGCCCCGAUCGGUCCUGCGACAAGGGUACUUUGGCAAUAGGCUGGGGCUCGGGCACUUCCGAGUUUCCCUACUUGAUCACACCCGACUCGGUAAUCCAGGCGCGAGUCGUGGCUAAUGGUGGUCUGUACGAAAGCAUCUUUAACAACUCGGAUCUGGAUUCUAUUCACGCUCUCGCCUCGCGCCCAGACGCAACAUACAUUAUAUUCGGCAACGCCGACUCGGGAGAAGGAUACCUCAACGUCGAUGGUAACGAGGGCGAUCGCAACAACCCAACCUUUUGGCAGAAUGCCGAUGGCGUGAUCCACAAUAUCAGCGCCACUUGCAACAACACAAUCGUUGUGAUUCAUAGCGCUGGGCUCCCGGGCGAACAGUCGGGCAAUUCACUUAUCGACAUUCUCUACGGGAACGUCAAUCCCUCUGGCCGCACGCCAUUCACUUGGGCCAAGCGCCGCGAAGAUUAUAGGGCAGACGUCCUAUAUGAGCCAAAUAAUAGAGGCGGUGCACCACAGCAAGAAUUCGUCGAAGGCGUUUUCAUUGAUUAUAGGCACUUUGAUCAAAACAACAUCGAGCCAGCUUUUGAAUUCGGCUUUGGUCUCUCGUACACGACAUUCAACUACUCAGAUCUCAAAAUUACAAGGAAGAACAUAACAGCUUAUCAGCCCACCACUGGUACAACCCAGGCUGCACCGGUUCUUGGAGCAAACUACAGUACCAACCUGGAAGACUACAAGUUCCCGGAUACCUGGCAGUGGAUUCUGGCAUACUGCUAUCCCUAUGUCAAUGACACCUCAUCCCUCGAAGCAGCCUCCAUGGAUCCGUACUACAAUUCCAGUCUGGACUUUAUCCCUGAGCAUGCGCAGGACGGUUCACCACAAGCCCUCGUCGGUGCCGGCGAUGAAGUCGAGUCAGGCGGCAACAAGAUGCUCUAUGAUGUAUUUUAUGAAGUACAAGCAUCUAUCACCAACACAGGACCGCUGGCAGGGUACGAAGUGGCGCAGCUCUAUCUCUCUCUUGGAGGAGAUAAUCCGCCCAAACAGCUUCGUGGGUUCGACCGUCUCUGGGUAGAGCCAGGAGAGACUGUGAUCUUCAAUGCUUCUCUAACUCGUCGAGACCUGAGUAACUGGGACACAUUCACCCAGAACUGGGUCAUCAAUGACGCUCCAAAGACAGCGUUUGUUGGCAGCUCUAGUCGAAAGUUGUUCUUGGAAGCGGCUCUGGAGUAA
Molecule: messenger RNA, 2427 nt
Organism: Pestalotiopsis fici W106-1
Lineage: Eukaryota; Fungi; Ascomycota; Sordariomycetes; Amphisphaeriales; Sporocadaceae
Product: beta-glucosidase A
Exons: 3
Coding region: 1-2427 (808 amino acids)
Biological process (GO): glucan catabolic process
Molecular function (GO): beta-glucosidase activity
Source: RefSeq, a predicted model, not a curated record